AUGUCGCAGUCUCCAAUGAUCUCGGUGCCUCUCAAGGCCACCAACGAGAUUGACUGGAUUGCGCCCCUCAAAGGCUAUAUCCGCGACACAUAUGGCGACGACCCAGAGCGCUACGCGGAGGAAUGUGCCACACUUAAUCGGUUGAGACAAGACGUUCGAGGCGCUGGCAACGACAGCACGUCUGGGAGAGAUAUGCUGUACCGUUACUACGGCCAGCUUGAACUUCUGGACCUGCGAUUUCCCGUCGACGAACAACAUAUUAAGAUCUCUUUUACAUGGUUUGACGCCUUUACCCACAAGUCCACAGCGCAAUACUCUCUUGCUUUUGAGAAAGCAUCCAUCAUUUUCAACAUCUCCGCUAUUCUCUCCUGCCAUGCCGCCAUGCAAGACCGAGCCGAGGAGUCCGGCCUCAAAAUGGCCUACCGUAACUUUCAGGCCUCCGCCGGCAUGUUCACUUACAUCAAUGAGAACUUCCUGCACGCGCCUUCGUCCGACCUUAGCAGAGAAACUGUCAAGACCCUUAUUCACAUUAUGCUUGCCCAAGCACAGGAGAUUUUUCUCGAGAAGCAGAUCGCAGACAAGAAAAAGAUUGGUUUGCUCGCCAAACUUUCUGCCCAGGCUGGAUAUUUGUAUGGCCAGGCUCUUGAGGGAGUACAAGAAAAUGUGAACAAGGCUAUUUUCGAAAAAGUGUGGUUGUUGGUGGUUCAGGUCAAAACUAACCUCUUGAACUCCAUGGCGCAAUAUUAUCAAGCCAUGGCAGACGAUGAGGCCGGCCAGCAUGGUGUCGCUGUCGGACGAUUGCAGGUUGCCGAGUCUCAAGCAAAAGAGGCUGAAAGAGUUGCAAGGAACUUCCCCAGCUCUACGCCCUUGAGUUCUAACCUUAGUGCUGAGUGCGGCGGUGUGCUUCAAGAAGUAACCAAGCGACACCACUCAACCGUACAGAACCAGUUGCAGAGCCUUUUGAGAGACAACGACUAUAUCUAUCACCAAGAAGUACCCGCUGAAGCGAGCCUCGAAGCCGUUGCCAAGCUGCCAGCUGCCAAGCCCAUCCCCGUUAGCGAAUUGUAUGCUGGCCAAGACAUCCAGCACAUCACCGGCCCCGAUCUCUUCUCAAAGAUCGUCCCAUUUGCCGUGACGGAAUCUGCGAGUCUGUAUGAUGAGGAGAAGGCGAAGUUGGUGAGAGCCGAGACGGAACGAGUGGAUACAGCCAACGGCGAGAUGGCUGCCAGUCUGGAUUAUCUAAGGCUCCCUGGCGCAUUGCAGGUGCUGAAGGGCGGCUUCGAUCAAGACAUUUUGCCCGACGAAGAUUUCCGGCAAUGGUGCGAAGAUGUUUCAGACCAUGAGAACCCGGUGGCUAUUUUUGGGUCCCUCAAGACGGAGAAGGAGUCUAUCAUCUCGAUUCUGGAAAAGAGUACUAAGCAGCUGGAUAUGGAGGAGGGUGUGUGCGAGAAGAUGCGGUCCAAAUAUGAGACCGAGUGGACACAGCAGCCUAGUUCGAGGUUGACGACAACACUCCGAAGCGACAUCCGCAACUAUCGCGAAGCCCUCGACGAAGCCAUGAGAAGCGACAACCAAUUGGCAGGCAAGCUGCGGCAAAACGAGAUGGACUUUGAUGAGAUGAGGCGGGCUGCCCAGACGGGUGAGGUUGACCGACUAUUCCAGCAAGCUGUUGCAGAGGCACGGGCGCGGUCAAGCAACGCAACUAGCCCGGCUGGCGGUGAGCCCAACCUGUUGGAUGACGAUUUCGAUGAGGGACCCAGCGUGAUGGAUCAGAUCAACAAGGUCGAGGAUAUCUUGAAGAAGCUCAAUCUUAUCAAGCGGGAGCGAAACCAGGUGCUGAAGGACUUGAAGGACAAGGCUCACAACGACGACAUCUCCCAAAUUCUCAUCCUCAACAAGAAGUCGAUAGCAAACUACGAGACGCAACUGUUUGAACAGGAAUUGGAAAAGUUCAGACCUCACCAGAACCGACUGAUACAAGCAAACCACAAGCAGUCGGCCUUGAUGAAGGAGCUUACAAGCACCUUCAACAAGCUUCUGCAGGACAAGCGGGUACAGUCGGAGCAGAACAAGUACGAGACAAUUCAGCGACAGCGAUCGUCGGUCAUCAACCGGUAUAAGCGGGCAUACCAGGAGUUCCUGGACCUGGUUGCAGGACUGCAGAGCGCCAAGAACUGGUACUCGGAGAUGCGUGAGACGGUGGAGAGCCUGGAAAAGAACGUCGAAACGUUUGUCAACAACCGGAGAUCGGAGGGCGCACAACUCCUCAACCAGAUCGAACAGGAUCGGUCGACGAGCAAGAACUCGCAUGCCGAGAUGGAGCGGGAGAGGCUUCGAGAGCUCAUGGACCGAAUGUCGAUGGACCCGAGCAAGUCGGCAUCACCUCAACCUCAAGCCACGAACCGACCUACACCAGCGCCCGUAUUCCAACAGGGACAGGGUCCUCGAUACACGCAGUCGAGCUUCACAGGACAGUAUCAGGUGCCCAGCUCGCCGCCGCCAAACCAGCAAACAAUGCCAGGGCAGCAAGGAUACCAGAACUUCAGCGGUGCACCCACAACGCAGUCGUUUGGACCAGCUCCCAUCAAUACGUUUGUGCAGCCCACGUACAACCCAAGCCAGUACGCGACAUCUCCGCCACCGAACCAGACGUCGUUUGCGAUGGGUGGUUAUCGAGGUGCGGCGUCACCACCUCCCAACCAGACAACGUUUGGACACCAGGCGCAUCAAUCAUUCGGCGGAUACGGAGCAUCGGCGGCACCUCAACAGACGCAGGGAGGAUACGUGCCUCCAGGAUUCGUGCCGCCACCUCCUCCCCCAGGUCCGCCUCCGUUGGGACCCCAGCAGACGUUCCAUUAUGGAAGCCAAGAGUUUCCAAACAGCGCGCAUCCUACUAGCGCGGCGCCCCAGUCAGCAGCGCAACAGCAGCCUCAUGAUCCAUGGGCGGGCUUGAACGCAUGGAAGUAA
Messenger RNA from Fusarium keratoplasticum, 2967 nucleotides. Its product is annotated as Vacuolar protein-sorting protein BRO1. Gene Ontology annotation, biological process: protein transport to vacuole involved in ubiquitin-dependent protein catabolic process via the multivesicular body sorting pathway. Gene Ontology annotation, cellular component: endosome. NCBI's taxonomy places the organism in Eukaryota, Fungi, Ascomycota, Sordariomycetes, Hypocreales, Nectriaceae. The record is from RefSeq and is a predicted model, not a curated record. Bases 1 to 2967 code for a protein of 988 amino acids. Gene Ontology annotation, molecular function: protein binding. The transcript has 4 exons.